Pleurotus ostreatus (oyster mushroom) is the source of this 984-nucleotide messenger RNA. RefSeq lists its product as uncharacterized. Gene Ontology annotation, molecular function: hydrolase activity. Bases 1 to 984 code for a protein of 327 amino acids. The transcript has 9 exons. NCBI's taxonomy places the organism in Eukaryota, Fungi, Basidiomycota, Agaricomycetes, Agaricales, Pleurotaceae. The record is from RefSeq and is a predicted model, not a curated record.
AUGCUGAUCAGCGAGUGCACCGUAGGAUAUGUUGAUAUCAAUCCAAGUGCGAAGCGCACAGUACUGAUGGUACAUGGUUGGCCAAGUCUUUGGAGUUCGUGGUCGAACCAGAUUGAAGAGCUCAAGAAUGACUACCACCUCGUCGUCCCAGACAUCCGUGGCUUCGGCGAAUCGACACACCCGGGGGACGUCGAGAGCUCGGGUACCAUCAACGAUAUAGCCGGAGACAUGGCGUGCAUCCUUGCCCACGCGAACGUCGAAUCGGCGAUCUGCUUAGGACAUGACUGGGGGACGCAAGUAUGCUACGAGUUCGCAAGAAGUCGGCCAGACGUGGUAGAGGCCGUCAUAGGUUCUGUGAUACCCUAUAUCCCGGCCCACGGCGACUACAUACCCAUGAAAGCCCUCGUCCCCAUGCUCCCCAAACUCGCCUACCAGCUCUUCUUCAGCGGCAACACGUCGGACGCCGUCAAAGAGCUCGAUGCGGAUAUCAGACGGACGAUCAGGGGCACGCUGAGGACGGUGGAUAGCGCUCCCCCAGGGCACUUUUUGAUGAGCGGGGAGACGUUCCUUGGGGCUUGGGAUGGUGUUGAGGAGAUCCCGUCCGUGCCAUUCUUUUCGAAAGAUGAAGAAGAUUACUUCGUCGAACAGUUUAGUAUCCAGGGAUUCAAGAACACCCUGCAAUUUUACACGAAUGGCAACCGCUAUCUGUCCUGGGAGCACGCACAUUCGCAGGGGAACCAUACGAUCCCUCAACCCGUCCUGAGCAUUCUUCCUCUAGAUGAUCCGGUCGCUGACUGGGAGGUUGCAGCCAAGCUGCUAGGCUCUGGGGAGUUUAUCCCUAAGUUGACAACGAAGAUGCUACCCGGCGCACACUGGGUGCAGAUCGAGUACCCUAGAGAGUUCAACGCCAUUAUGCGUGAGUGGCUAGAGGGAUUCUCGCGUGCUGGUGGUCCACCUCCUUCGUCUUCGCAUGACGAGCUGUGA